AUUGCUUUCCGAGUUUGUUGUUGAACUGUUUUUGUUUAUCCAGAUUUCAAUUUUGUAAUUAAUAGGGUAAUACGGCCCUCCAAUGUCUACGGAGAAAGACCCUUUGGUGAGCGAAAGGUCUGGGACCGUCCGUGAAGUAGGAAAUAGUGCAAUUUGGAGUCUAUCAUCUUGCAAACCAGGCUAUGGUAUUGAUCAAUUGAGAGAUGACUGUAUGGACACAUACUGGCAAUCAGAUGGACAACUACCACACCUGGUGAAUAUCCAGUUUCAGAGAAAAACUAUGGUGUCUCAUAUUUACAUUUAUACAGACUACAAAUUAGAUGAGAGCUAUACUCCUAGCCGCAUAUCCAUCAGAGCUGGAACUCAUUUUAAUGACUUACAAGAAAUUGAAGUGAUAGAACUUGUUGAACCAAGUGGAUGGGAGAUGAUUCCAAUCAAAGAUAUUCAUGACCGACCAAUAAGGACGUACAUGAUCCAAAUAGCAGUGCUGAGCAAUCAUCAGAAUGGAAGGGACACUCAUAUGAGGCAGAUCAAGGUGCACUCUCCGUGUGAACCAACGUCAUUUGACAUCAACAAGUUCAGAAACUUCUCCACAGUUCAGUUCCAACAGUAUGCUACUAUUCGCUAAAACCAAAAAUUUAUAUUUUAGAUUUCUUAAUAAAAAACUAAAUAAAACAAAGAUAAAAAUUAUA
Messenger RNA from Ostrinia nubilalis (European corn borer), 692 nucleotides. RefSeq names its product anaphase-promoting complex subunit 10 (gene APC10). Bases 83 to 628 code for a protein of 181 amino acids. Gene Ontology annotation, cellular component: anaphase-promoting complex. Gene Ontology annotation, biological process: anaphase-promoting complex-dependent catabolic process; protein K11-linked ubiquitination. Lineage: Eukaryota; Metazoa; Arthropoda; Insecta; Lepidoptera; Crambidae. The record is from RefSeq and is a predicted model, not a curated record. The transcript is spliced from 3 exons.